ACUACAUCCGAACCCCAAUGAGCAGCUCCCCCGGGUCCUCCGCCCUUAAGUUUUUGUCAGUGUCAGUCUCCAGCCCAGAGCCUCAUAGAGGUUAAGCCGCUAUAGCUGUCCAGUUCUCCUGGGAAGAGAGUGAGGAUUUCCGGUGGCAGGCUCAGGGCUGCAUAUCCAAGGCUAGGGGCUAGGAGUAAGGGGUUAGAGGCUGGGGCUAGGUGCUGGCGUUUCGGUUGGGGGGCUGGACGCUCAGGUUAGAGGACCGCAGCUGAGAGUGUGAGAGGCGAGAGCCUGGGGAUGCAGGGAUGGAGAUGUUGGAGGUCUUCAGGGUGAGGUUGGGCAGUGAGGGGAGGAAGAGGCUGGGAGACUGGGAAGGGACAGAAAAGUAGGGAUGGGGGAGGAGGUACAUGCUGAGAGGUGAUAGCCUGGCAGUAUCGGGCAGACUGGGGGACCUAGGGCUAAAGCUGGUAGCCAGCCUGACAGAGCGGGAUGGCUCCGGAACCAGGAAAAGUAAGGAAACGCAGCUCAAAAAGGCCGAGUGUGGGAGAGACCUGCCCGGUACACAGCGGUGUGGACCCCCAGGAAGACCAGGACCUGAGCACCGAUUGCGGCGUUCGCUCCCUGCGCGCCUCCAGCCUCCCCGCGCGUUGCACGCUGGCACCCCCGCCCACUGCGCCAGCUGCAGGCCAGCUCCUCCCUGCUUCUACCAGACUCUUCAUCCUCGGUCAGCUCCGCACUGGCCAACUCAGCCGCGGAGCCCAGGGACUCCCGAGCCGCAAACGCAUUGGAGAACUUGCUCCUCGAAGGGAAGGCUGGGCCGGAAAUCGGACCCUGCGUAUAGCCCAGAGGAGCGAAAACUUGUGGAAAUCGGACCUUGCCCUCGGAGUCCUGAGUCAAGGACACGAGUCCCCAGGCGGCACGGAAAACAGGUGGCAUUCAGCAAAUACGUCACGGCGACAACGGAUGCGGCCCGCCUCUUGGGGCGGGUGGCCACAAGGUGGAGCUACGGCGCAACCCUGCACCGCGUGCCUGGCCUCCUGACGCCCCCUGAGGCGGCUGCUCUCCAGGGGCCUCCCGCGGUCCUUCUUUGCCGCAGGUCAUUCAUCCUCCCACCUCCAACCCACUUCCUCCCAUCUUCCCCUGAUGGCCCGUCAAGGUUGUGUCUCAUCCAACCCUAGAUAGAAGGUGCCUCCUCUCCCCAGCCCCUAA
Sapajus apella (tufted capuchin) is the source of this 1200-nucleotide messenger RNA. RefSeq lists its product as uncharacterized. The transcript is spliced from 2 exons. Bases 481 to 1032 code for a protein of 183 amino acids. The record is from RefSeq and is a predicted model, not a curated record. NCBI's taxonomy places the organism in Eukaryota, Metazoa, Chordata, Mammalia, Primates, Cebidae.